Messenger RNA from Saprolegnia parasitica CBS 223.65, 3058 nucleotides. RefSeq lists its product as hypothetical. The coding region runs from base 1 to 3021 and encodes 1006 amino acids. The record is from RefSeq and is a predicted model, not a curated record. Lineage: Eukaryota; Oomycota; Saprolegniomycetes; Saprolegniales; Saprolegniaceae. The transcript has 10 exons. Gene Ontology annotation, molecular function: protein binding. Gene Ontology annotation, biological process: establishment of meiotic spindle localization; mitotic cell cycle; spindle organization. Gene Ontology annotation, cellular component: spindle pole.
AUGGUGACGAUGCUGCCGCCACUGGAGCAUCGACGGCCGCGACAGACGGCGGUGGCUGGGAUGUAUCCGAUGCAGCCCAGCAAGGCUCGCACGGCGCGGGCCAUGUCGCCCGAAACCGAACGAACCACGCGGGUGCUCAAGAAGCCGCGCGCCAAGCCGCCGCCGCAGCUCUCGACGAUGGACCAGCGCAUCCUCGUCCUCUUCAACUCGAAGCUCCAGCGCAUGAACCAAGAUCUCUAUCGGCGCCAGUUUACGCAAGAGACAAGGCCCCCGGCCGAGAUGCACCACGCCGCCAUCGUCCUGCAGCGAUUGUAUCGUGGUCAUCGCGACCGCACCAUGGUGUUUGCCUUCUUUGGACCUCGCAACCAGCAGAAAGCACUCCUGAUUCAACGCAUCUACCGUGGCCACCGCGGACGUUGCCGCGCCAAAGCUGCGUGGGCGCGCUUCUGGUUUCUGCAUGCGCAGCGCCUCCAAGCGUGGAUACGGGGCUUCUUGGCACGCGACCAUGUCGAGCGCCUCUUAGUAACUCGGGUGGUUGCGGCGGCCGCACUUCUACAGCGGGUCUAUCGCGGGUACGGCGGCCGCUGCGUAACGCAUCGCAUGCGGCAUGCGUACCACACGAUGUGUGCGGUGAAGCUGCAGCGUGUCUACCGCGGCCAUCGAGGUCGAUGUAUUGUGGCAACGAUCCGCUACGAGAAUGCCACAAAUGCCCGCGCGAUCGCACUCGCCAGUGCCGUGCACAACAUGACGCACACAUCGUUGCUCAUGUGUCUCUUCGCCCGUCUGCUCGGCCUCUUUGAUUUGCGCGGGGCCAAGGUGCUGUGCUUGGAUGGCUUCCAGCGCUUUCCCACUGAGCCAUUGUACUUGUUUGCGUACAGUCUGCUGUUGCAGCUGCAAGGGGACUCUCUCGAGGUGGCCAUGGUCUAUCUGCACAAGGCCAAGGCCCUUGGGCUCAGUGACGCGCAUCGCCACCACUGCGAAACCAAGUACUUUUACGCCGCGCUGCAGUGGCGACCGGGCGACGCGACCAUCUGCCUUUCGUUUGCGAUCGCGCUCCAGUGCUUUGGGCUCGUCCGGCGCGCCGACGCCUUGUACAAGCAAGCGCUCCAAAGCAAUGUGCACGCGUACAACAUUCGAGGCUACCUCGCGCGACGGGCGUUCAGCGACGUCAUUUUACUCAACUGGAAGCGCUAUCUGUGUGUGUUUAAGCUGCCGCUCAACUUGCGCGUCCGGCUCGUGCACAAGCCGCUGCUUCUACACGGGACCGACGAACGCAUCGGCGUCACGGUGUUUCGGCACAAUCACUAUGCGGUGAUCACACCGGAUGUCGCUCACAAGUGCAACUCCAUCUAUCUCGCCGACGACGAGAUUGCCUACUUGGUCAAGCAAGUCAGUGACGAGGUUGGCCGCGACACGGACACACCGCCGAGCGCCAAAGGCCGUUGCAAGACGUUGCUGGCGUUGCAACGGCGCCGAACGGGCGCGGCCGUCUCGUUGAAAGAGGCGGCCGGCAACCACGACCUCAAGAGCAAUGUGCGUUUGUCGAUGGACCAUGCCGAGCGCAUCGUGGCACUCGUGGUCUUUCUUCCACUGGCGGUGCCCUCGAGCGCGAAUGCGCUCUUGAUGGUCAUCCCCGCGCUUUUGCGCUGGCGGGAGCACCAAGCGCGCGUGCUCAAACAGUACGAAGCGCUCUUGACGAUCCAGCGGGUCUUUCGCGGGUACCUCGUCCGCUUUCAGGACGCCCGCCGGCGACUCUUGAGCCAUUUGACGCAACAGCAAAUGCAUCGACUUGGGCUCACACUACAACAGCGCAAGUUUAUCCAGGAGCGACGCGGAAACGCAGCAACUCGCAUCCAAGCCGCCUUUCGAGGGUAUUGUACGCGCUGCGACAUGCGAGCAAACGCAGCGGCGGCGACGGUCAUUCAGAGCCUCUGGCGGCGCGAGCUGGCCAAGCGACGGGUGAUCGCGAUCCGGGAAGGCAAUUUAAACUUGUUUCCAGUCACACGGGUCUUUCAUCGCGGCCUCGAACUCGGCGGACGCAGCCUCUUGGUGGCCAUCGAUCAGUCGGGCCUCUCGUUUCGGUUUUAUGGCACCGACUACAACUCGUGCACUGUCUUUACAGGCUGCUGUCCGCGCAGUCGCACGAUGCAGCUACUGCGCUACGUGCGCUACGAGUAUGCGACUGCGGCCAUCGGGCAGUCUGUCUUUGUCCGUGGCAGCUUUGGCGCGAUCGAGAGCGUCGAUACAACCUCGGUGGCCCACGACGUCGCCGUCGUCUGUCGGUUGGGCGAGCCAGCGGCGGGUACCUGCGUGCUGUCGCUUCUAGACGCUGCUAUGGCGAUUCGAACGGCGCAAGCGGCGAAGCGCUCCAAGAGCCCCAAGGCCAACGGAGCACCGCCAGCGCUGUACCCGCUUCCGCUGGACGCCAAGGACAUUCCUGGCAUCGUGCGUGUCCUUGUUACCUACUUGGCUCUCGUGCCGACGAUGUCGGUGCCGACACGGCAGCUCCAGCGCGAGACCAAUACCGUCUCGAUCGCAGUAGUCUUGCCCGCCAACGGCCCGCACCUCUUCCUCCCAAGCAUUCUUCCACAAACUGUCCCGCGCCGACUGCGAAAUCGGCUUCCGCCAAUGCUACUGCGUCAGAGUCCAAAACCAUAUCAAACCACCUUGCGCGUCGAUUCGUCGCUGCAGACCCACAGCCGGUACCGCCACGUGCCGCGCACGCCAUAUGUGACCGACGAAACACUCGACCAAGUGACGACGACAGGGCUCUUUGAAGGCGCCGUGUACCGGCAGCAGUGCCCGCGCCAUUUUCAAACGCUGGCGCGCUGCAAGUGUUUUCUCCUCCGCGUCGAUAGCUCGGCGGCAUCCCACCUCGCGUCGUUGGACAUGGCACUGAGCCAAGGCCGCGGCGACGACGAUCGUAGUCGACUCAAUAUUCUGACCAACGCGAUCCCGAACCGCAGCGGGCGCAUGUGGCUCCGCCCCAAACCAGCGGUUCGAAAAGGUAGCGCGUCGUAAAAUGCAUCGAGUCCGGAUCCAAGUACUUUAGUACAUG